CUCAGUGAUGAGCUGCUUCCUAGUAGUGUUGCUGUCAGUGCAGUACAUGCAGUGCUUACAUCUGUUGUGCCUGUGCCAACAGCACUGGCUCAGGUAGACCGCGAGAAGAUCUACCAGUGGAUCAAUGAGCUGUCCAGCCCUGAGACGCGGGAGAAUGCACUGCUGGAGCUGAGCAAGAAGCGGGAAUCCGUGCCUGACCUUGCCCCAAUGCUGUGGCACUCGUUUGGCACAAUUGCAGCUCUCCUUCAGGAAAUUGUAAAUAUUUAUCCAUCAAUCAACCCUCCGACUCUAACAGCUCAUCAGUCCAACAGAGUCUGCAAUGCUUUAGCUCUACUACAGUGUGUAGCAUCACAUCCUGAAACGAGGUCAGCUUUUCUGGCAGCUCACAUCCCUCUCUUCCUGUACCCCUUCUUGCACACAGUUAGCAAGACACGGCCAUUUGAGUACCUGCGGCUCACGAGUCUGGGAGUCAUUGGGGCAUUGGUGAAAACCGAUGAGCAAGAAGUGAUAAAUUUCUUAUUGACAACAGAAAUUAUCCCCCUGUGCUUACGUAUCAUGGAGUCUGGCAGUGAACUCUCCAAAACGGUUGCUACAUUUAUUCUUCAGAAAAUACUCCUGGAUGACACAGGGCUGGCAUAUAUCUGUCAGACUUAUGAGCGGUUUUCCCAUGUUGCCAUGAUACUGGGUAAAAUGGUCCUGCAGCUUUCCAAGGAGCCUUCGGCACGGCUGCUGAAACACGUUGUCCGCUGUUACCUUCGCCUUUCUGAUAACCCCAGGGCACGUGAAGCUCUCAGGCAGUGCCUUCCUGACCAACUGAAGGACACCACCUUCGCCCAGGUUCUGAAGGAUGAUACCACCACGAAGCGCUGGCUGGCUCAGCUCGUCAAGAACCUGCAGGAGGGUCAGGUCACUGACCCACGGGGCAUCCCUCUUCCACCGCAGUGACUGCUGGGGGAGGUGGGGGAUCAGGGAAGAAACAGCUCAGGUUUACAAAGAACCAGGAACAGAUGACCUCUUCCACAACAAACUGGGCAUGCCAGCUGGCUUUUGGCCUCCCAGCUCAUAGGACCAUUCCACCAUGCCAAAGGGCUGCUCUGUAGCAAUGCAGCAUGCCUCUGGGGAUCGCAGCACCAGCAAAUACUGAUACUGCAGCUU
This is a messenger RNA of Struthio camelus australis, 1155 nucleotides long. Lineage: Eukaryota; Metazoa; Chordata; Aves; Struthioniformes; Struthionidae. The record is from RefSeq and is a predicted model, not a curated record.